UGAUUUUCAGUUGGGAAGCACAGUCAAGCAGACACCGAAAAUAUAUGAAUGUUAACAAUGGAACAAUCUCUAGUUUCUUAUGCAGUCUCGUCAAUCCUAUUGCUUUUGUUUUGCGUGAUUAUAUAUGUUUUCUGUGAUCUGUGCCUAAAAGCUAAAAUUCUCCGGGCGAAGUUACAAAAGCAAGGAAUUGAUGGUCCUAAGCCUAGUCUUAUUCUAGGGAACAUUCCAGAAAUGCAAAAGAUCAAGUCCAUUAAACUGGCAUCUGAUCCUUCAAUUUUCAACUUAAACGAGCCCCCGUCACUGGACUGUUCUUCUGUACUCUUUCCACAUUUUAUCCAGUGGUCGAAACAAUAUGGCAAAACUUUUACGUUUGCACUUGGAAAGGUACAAAUUCUGUAUAUUGCAGAUCCCAGCUUGGUUAGAGAAAUAAAUAUAAGUAAGACUCUAGACUUGGGAAAGCCUGCUUAUUUGCAGAAAGAUAGGGGGCCUCUACUAGGAAAGGGUCUGAUCACGACAAAUCGCGAAGUUUGGUCUCACCAGAGGAAAACCAUUGCUCACAAUCUUUUUGUAGACAAAGUUAAGGACAUGCUAAGCAUAGUGAUAGGGUCUGGGAGCAAACUAGUUAAAUCUUUGGAGAGUGUGGUUGGGACUACUGGGGAAGUUGCAGAGAUAAAAGUGGAUGAUUAUGUGAGGAAUUUCACAUGUCAUGUGUUUUCUACCAUCAUGUUUGGCGAAAACUAUCCUACAAACACAGGCUUGUUUUCGAAAUGUAGAGCUCUAAUAGAAGCUUCUGGUUCACCAACCAUACUCAAUGGUCGUCCUUUCUACAGAUUUCUUCCGACCAAGCAAAACAAAGAACAGUGGAGGCUUGAAAAAGAGAUAUAUUCAAUCAUCAUGGAGACGACGAAGAAAUGCACCACGAGCAGAGUAGAAGGCAUGAUACAUACUCUAGUUGAUGGUUCCAAUCAUGGAGAGCUCGGCCCAUCUACGCCUCAACAAUUUAUUGUUGAUAAUUGCAAGGAUCUCUAUCUUGCUGCAUUUGAAGUCACAGGGAUAGCUUCAAUAUGGGGUCUUAUGCUAUUAGCUGCCCAUCCUGAUUGGCAAGCCCGCGCCCGAGCUGAGGUUCUUGAAUUAUGCGGAAGGGAGAUGCCAGAUGCUGAAAAGCUUAGCAAGAUGAAAGUGUUAAAAAUGAUAAUUCAGGAGGUGUUGCGGCUUUAUCCAGGAGUGGCAUUUGUGUCGAGGGAGGCCUUGGCAGAUGUACAAAUCGGAAACUUAUGUGUUCCUAAGGGAGUCAACAUUUGGAUAUGGCUCCUGGCUCUGCAUCGGGACACUCAGCUAUGGGGUCCAGAUGCAGACAAAUUUAACCCCGAGAGAUUUGCUAAAGGCAUUUCUGCCGCUUGCAAAUCUCCACAGGCUUAUGUGCCCUUUGGGGUCGGACCAAGAAUAUGUCCUGGCUUGAGCCUAGCCAUGCUGGAGAUGAAAGUCAUGUUUGCUGUCAUGUUAGCAAAUUUCUCUUUCUCCUUAUCACCCAAUUAUCGCCAUGUUCCAAACUUUGGUUUAUUGCUAGAGCCUAAAUAUGGAGUGGAACUUCUUGUACGCAAGUUAUAAAUUUUUCUGCUGAUGUUCUAUGGCAGUGUAAUAAAAAUGUAGAACAUAGUUCAUAAGAGAACUGUUAUACAUAA
This is a messenger RNA of Daucus carota subsp. sativus, 1682 nucleotides long. RefSeq names its product cytochrome P450 714C2. Gene Ontology annotation, molecular function: heme binding; iron ion binding; monooxygenase activity. Lineage: Eukaryota; Viridiplantae; Streptophyta; Magnoliopsida; Apiales; Apiaceae. The transcript has 5 exons. The coding region runs from base 49 to 1608 and encodes 519 amino acids. The record is from RefSeq and is a predicted model, not a curated record.